AUGAUCUCUAAUACAGAUCAAGGCUUAGAUGUGGCUUUGCAAACACGAGCAGCCAUCUCAGACCUAUAUGUACAUCACAUAAUCUCAGCUGGUCAAAGACUUCGCAUUACAACCCCCUUUAAGGCUCCCAAUCCACGACCAGUGAUUUUGGUUCUUGGCGAGGACUACAGCGGAAAAUCGUCGCUUAUAAGUCACAUCACCGGAUCAAGGCUUCGCUCAGAGGGAAUGUGCAUCAAUAUAUACGUGCCUUGCGUCAACGAUGUUGCCUAUUUUACAGACAGUCUUGCAGACACACUGCCAUCCAUCCAUGCUUGCUUUCGUGAAAACGGAUUCCCAGGCUCGCAUAUUCGUUGCAGCGCUUUUAAUUCAUAUAGUAAGCAGACUCCUGGAUCGGUGCUUUCAACAGACCAGAGCCAAUUACAAAGUGGGUUUCACAACGCGAACCUCUCCCCCACCGGGAAAUCCAUGUACUACUCUACUAAGUCGACUGCUGAGGGCACUAAGCAGCUGCCAAGGGGACGUGAUUCUUCAUCUACUUCGGCUUCUAGAUAUAAAGAUGUCUCGUCUAAUUCUGCUACCCUCUAUAAUUCGAUAGAUAAGUUAGAAAAGUCUGUCUCACAUUUACCACAGAGUAACAACAUACUUCAUGGAGCAUCUGACCAGUUAAUGGGGCCUACGUGUCCCUUUAUUUUCAUCGAAGUACCAUUUUUCUACCGCUACGUGAUAGAGUCGUCGACUUCAAAAGGAAUUCUCAGCUCUCUGAGCAACCUGUCCAAGCGAGGCAAACAAGCCAAGCCGAGCUCGCUUUUUUCUAAGGCAGAAACUCGAGUGUUUGAAAACACAAUCAAGGCGCUCUUUCAUCAAGUUGAUAAGAUCCUUUUUACAACAAGCUGUGGUAUAGAUACAAAAACCGAAGGCUUUUCUGUGGAAAAUGGAAGGCUACUACACUACAUCAGUUCAUCAAAUGAGCUUUUUGGAAAAACAACUAUUCUAAUUACUAAGUGUGAUCGUCUUACAGAUAAACAAUCGUGUAUUGACGCCAUUCAGGAGUACGCCUCGUCACUCAUAUUGCUCUCCCCAUACAGACGUUUCAAAAUGAAUCUAGUCUGUAUCCCCCAUUAUGGCAAUGCAAAAAUGGCAAACCAGCAGGCUAAAACGACGAGGCUAAAACAAGAUAUAUGCGAUACUAUAAGAUGUCUUAAUGAGCAAACAAGAGCGCUUGUCGACACGUCAAACAUAGUUCUUGAAGUCACUAAAUUGAGUGCUACUCUAAGCAACAGACCGCAACAGUAUGGAGCUAGCGAAGUAGAAACAGGUGCACUGCCACAGCUCUCGCAGGAGCCAACACAUUUGGGCAUCUCUACUUUGACCUUAUCUGCAGACAAGCAGGAUAAGUUCCUUUCUUCGUCAGUGGCACCCUCUCAGCAGCAGAACUAUACACUAGCUGAUUCGCUGCAGCAGUCAAAUGUAGUUAAGACCCUUGCUGCUUCACAAGCAAUCGUUAACGCAAUGGCCGGAAAGCUCAUUAGCCAAUGCGGCACCAUGCUCCGGGUCGUAAACCCAAAUACUUAUGAUGCUCACUCUAUCAUUUCUCAGGGCCCAGCAAGCUCAGAGGUUGGUCUUGGAAACGGCUUACACCAAAGUUGUGCCUCUACCAGCCGAAUCGGUGAGCUCUUAGCAUCUACCGAUGAGCUCUGUUGGUCCCUUGAGCAAUCCAUUUUUGUUGACAACGAACGUAUUCUCAGGGAUUGCCACGCAGUGAUCGUUAGCAUUCUAAGGCGGCUGGAAUAUAAUAUCCGGGCAGUGCGGCGGAUUAAGCGCAAAAACGCGUUUCUUACUCUUCUUCGCAUUCUUAUGAUCACGCUGGCCAUUCUGCUCUGCUUUAUGAUGGCCUCUGCCGCACAGCUCUUUGGUGCCGAUUUUCUGUAUGCACGCUGUCACGUACACCAUCUAGAACGGCACAGGAUCUUUGAGGGUGGACGGUUUGAUGGCAGCGCUUUGGAGAUGGCAAUCUGUGUCCUUUUAUAUGAGAUAGGAGUGCUGGGCUUGCAGCGGCUAGCAACUAACACUCUAACCAUGGUGUGUAUCUGGGCGCUUGUGCCUCUUUUGGUUUUGAUGGCUGUCUUUCUAGAUGCACUGUACUCAGCCAAGCCUCUUCAGAAUAAUGAGCUAGCGUCUCUAAAGAAAGAGUCUGAGUACGUGUUCAAACCUAUGCUCAUUCUACUUGAUGGAUUUCUUGAGCAGAAGGAACAUGAUGUAACGUAA
Messenger RNA from Giardia duodenalis, 2265 nucleotides. RefSeq lists its product as uncharacterized. The transcript has a single exon. Bases 1 to 2265 code for a protein of 754 amino acids. Lineage: Eukaryota; Fornicata; Diplomonadida; Hexamitidae. The record is from RefSeq and is a predicted model, not a curated record.